Messenger RNA from Rubroshorea leprosula, 4040 nucleotides. Lineage: Eukaryota; Viridiplantae; Streptophyta; Magnoliopsida; Malvales; Dipterocarpaceae. The record is from the annotation of a GenBank genome assembly.
GCAAGUCCUUUCGCGCGAAAAGAACUGUUUUUCGCCUCUGAUGCGAAUGAAACACAUACUUUGAAGUUUGAGAUACAGCACAGACUUAUCCAAAAUGGAGGAGAUGCAAAUCCAAGUUCGGACGCUUACUGGCGAAUCCACCCUCGUUAACCUCCCGGCCGACAAGGCCAUCGGUGACCUUAAGCUUGUAUUGAAAAACUCCUUUCCUCCUGCCUCUUCCUCUCCUAAUUUCCAUCUCUUUUUCAAGGGUGCUAAGACAAGCUUAAAUAGUAAAGUAAGCUCUCUCUGCAUUGAGCCGGGUGAGUUCUUUGUUUUGGUUCCAUUUACCAAAAAGGAGAGGCCUCAGACUGAAAGGUCUGGUUUUUCAGUACCUUCUGCUAACCCUUCCAAUCUAAGCACAACCUCCAGCUUUGCUGAUUCUGCAUACUCAGAUAUGAUGCAAGAGUUCUCAUCUUUACGUGAAGGAUCAAUCAAUAGCAGCGGAGAUAAUGAAGGGAGAGGAGGGACGAGAUCUGUUAAUAAUUCUACUGAGACUAAAAGAAAAGGGGAAGUAGAAGGAAAGGAUAAUGAUCUGCAUCCUUAUGAAUUUUUGUUGACUGUUUCACGUUUUCCUGAUGAGGAUAUAUUGGGGGAACAGAGUUGUCAAAAGUUUGUUGAGGUUUUGGGGUUGAUGAAUUGUUUGUCAAAUCCACAUUCUAGGCAAUGCAUGCUGUUAACAGAAGCCAACCUGCAUAUCAUCACUGACGGUGGACUGUAUACAAAAAACAGUGGUUCAUGCUUGUGUCCAGCAUGGUUGAAAAAAAUUAUGGAGGCAUUUGCUUUCUUAAGCAUUUUCUCUGCACUUCUUCAGUUGCGAAGAAAGAAAAUUACCUUACUUAGUUUGAGGGGAGUCCUAGAGCGGUUGGGGAAAUUUGGAAUUGAAGUUGCUAUGGAGGAUGUAGAGAAUCUUUCUAUUCUUUGUCCCAAGGUAAUAUGUUUUGUAAAUGAUGAAACAGAGCCUAAAGGUUUCAGUGGUGCACUUGUUAUAAUCCGUUCUUCAACAGAGGAAAGAAAUGAAAGUGAAGACAAAUACAGAACUGGUCAAAAGGGUGUAUCUCUUUCAAAGAUAGUCAGCACAAUGAAAAAGUGGGAAGUUUCGUUCAAAACUAGCUUGUGUGAGAGCAUUAAAUUGUUCAUGAGUAAUAACAAAAAUGUGAGUACAGUAUCCUUUUCCUUGGAGGAUUUGCUAAUAUUUGUAAAGGAAGGUGGUGCUGUUUUAAGAGGAAAUGAAGCAAAACGAAAGAAAAACUGGUCCACCGCCUCAAGUUCUCAUUCAGUCAAAAGACGAUGUUAUGAAAAAAAUCAAUUUCUAGCAGAAGAAAUGGUUGAGCAUCUCAGAAAUGGCAUUGGAUCUGAAGGACAGAUGGUUCAUGUUGAAACCAUUCAAGCAAGGAAAGCUACUUAUGUUGAAAUCCCAGAUGAACUUUUGGACAACACAAAAUCUGCUCUUAGAAGCAUUGGCAUUAGCAAAUUUUACAGCCACCAGGCAGAGUCAAUAUCAGCAUCACUCUCUGGGAAAAAUGUUGUUGUUGCAACAAUGACAUCUAGUGGGAAAUCUAUUUGCUAUAAUGUGCCAGUUUUGAAAGAAUUAUGCCAUAACCCAUCAUCAUGUGCUCUCUAUUUGUUUCCAACCAAGGCCUUAGCUCAAGAUCAAUUAAGAGCAUUGCUAUCUAUGAUUAGAGGAUUUGAUGCUAGCAUAAAUAUUGGGGUAUAUGAUGGUGACACUUCUCAGAAGGACAGGACUUUGCUACGUGGGAAUGCUAGACUGUUGAUCACAAAUCCUGAUAUGUUACACAUGUCAAUCUUGCCAUUACAUAGACAAUUUAGCCGGAUUUUAUCCAACCUUCGGUUUGUAGUGAUUGAUGAAGCUCAUACUUAUAAAGGAGCUUUUGGGUGCCAUACUGCUCUUAUACUAAGAAGACUUCGCAGGCUUUGUUCACAUGUAUACGGUGCUGAACCUUCAUUCAUCUUUUCCACUGCAACUUCUGCCAACCCUCGUGAGCAUUGUAUGGAGCUUGCAAGUCUCUCAACACUAGAGCUGAUUGAAAAUGAUGGAAGUCCUUCUUCUCAGAAGCUUUUCAUCCUCUGGAAUCCUUCUGUACAGAGAACUGUACCGGAUAAAAUUCAGAAUGCUAUGGAUACUGGUAAUGCUUCAGAUAAAAGUUUGAGUCCAAUUUCGGAAAUUUCAAACCUUUUUGCAGAAAUGGUUCAGCAUGGGCUUCGCUGCAUUGCUUUCUGUAGAUCGCGUAAACUUUGUGAGCUUGUUUUAUGUUAUACGCGUGAAAUUCUUAAAGAGACAGCUGCUCACCUUGUUGAUUCCAUAUGUGCAUAUCGUGGUGGCUAUGUUGCUGAGGAGCGGAGGAGGAUAGAGAGCGAUAUUUUUGGAGGAAAGCUUUGUGGUAUUGCUGCAACAAAUGCUCUUGAGUUGGGAAUAGACGUUGGACAUAUUGAUGUAACUCUACAUUUAGGCUUUCCUGGUAGUAUUGCAAGCCUAUGGCAACAGGCUGGGAGGUCUGGGAGAAGAGAAAGGUCAUCGCUUGCAGUGUAUGUUGCAUUUGAAGGGCCUCUUGAUCAGUACUUUAUGAAAUAUCCUGAGAAACUCUUCAGGGGUCCGAUUGAGUGUUGUCAUAUUGACGCACAAAAUGAGCAUGUGCUUGAACAGCAUCUGGUCUGUGCUGCUCUUGAACACCCACUUAAUUUGGUUCAUGAUGAGAAAUAUUUUGGCUCUGGUCUGAACAGUGCCAUAAUAUCUCUUAAAAAUAAAGGAUACAUUUGUUCGAAUCCUUCAGGUGACAGCUCAACUAAAAUAUGGAGCUACAUUGGACAAGAGAAAACACCAUCACGUGCAAUUAGCAUUCGAGCAAUAGAAGCAGAAAGAUACAAAGUAAUAGAGACACGAAGGGACGAAAUUCUUGAAGAAAUUGAGGAAAGCAAGGCUUUCUUCCAGGUGUAUGAAGGUGCUGUGUACAUGCACCAAGGAAGGACUUACCUGGUGAAGGACUUGGAUAUAUCCAAAAAAAUUGCUUUCUGUGAAGAAGCUGAUCUGAAGUACUACACAAAGACUCGUGACUACACAGAUAUUCAUAUUAUUGGUGGUAAAACUGCCUACCCAGCCAGGGUUUCAAAGGACCAUCACACACGAACAACAGCUCAAGCAAAUACUUGCAAGGUAACAACUACUUGGUUUGGUUUCCGUCGUAUAUGGAGAGGAAGCAACAUAGUCUUUGAUACGGUGGAUCUUUCCCUUCCUAGCUAUUCAUAUGAAUCACAGGCUGUUUGGAUUAGCGUUUCACAAUCUGUAAAAACAGAAGUGGAGAAAAAUUUUUUGUUCCGUGCAGGUCUGCAUGCCGCUUGUCAUGCACUUUUGCAUGUGGUACCAUUAUAUAUGAAGUGCAAUUCAUCUGACUUGGCUCCAGAGUGUCCAAACCCUUAUGAAGCUCGCUUCGUCCCUGAGAGAAUUCUUUUAUACGAUCAGCAUCCUGGAGGAACUGGUGUCUCAAAACAGAUCCAACCAUAUUUCACGGAGCUUUUAGGUUCAGCUUUGGAACUUCUAACAUGUUGCCGCUGCUCUGGGGACACUGGUUGUCCUAAUUGUGUUCAGAAUCUGGCUUGUGGUGAGUAUAACGAGCUCAUAAGCAAGGAUGCUGCUAUCAUGAUCAUAAAGGAUGUUCUGGAUGCUGAGAAAUCAUACUUUGAAGGACUGCAUGACUCCGAAUCUUGUAGCCAAUGAUUAAAAAGAAGAAAAAGAUUGUGACUGCGGUGGUGGCAGCAGCAGCGGCAGCGGGUUUGUGACACGUUUCUUCAACGUGCUUAGUAACAGGAAGGCCUGUCGGGGCGAGUUGUUGGGAACAUUGUAAUUUUGAGUAAGAGUAAUGUAGAAUUGUAGAUCCCAACAAGAAGGAUAAAUGGCAACCCGACCCAGCAAUUGUACGUAACAUGGAGCAACUGUAACCUGUUGAACCCGUCCAUGCUUAUAGCACCUAUAAAAUUUAUGCCUGUGU